This is a messenger RNA of Hyaloscypha bicolor E, 1109 nucleotides long. RefSeq lists its product as uncharacterized. The transcript is spliced from 2 exons. Lineage: Eukaryota; Fungi; Ascomycota; Leotiomycetes; Helotiales; Hyaloscyphaceae. The record is from RefSeq and is a predicted model, not a curated record. Bases 19 to 993 code for a protein of 324 amino acids.
CUAAACUACGGUUCCGUCAUGGCUCCAUGUUCAAACUCAACCCCUUCGCCAGAGGAAUGUCUCUCAAGUAAUCCAGAUACCAUCCACCCCUACCUACAAAAAGCGCUCAACCAUCCCGGCCUAGCCGGCACAGUCGCUCUCUUCAACCCCUCUCCCUCACCCCCUACAACCUGGCCUCGCCUCCACCGAUCCACAACAAACCAAAUCUUCCUCUACCCCGGCUCCUACAACCCACCGCACCGCGGCCACCUAGCAACAAUUCAAUACUUCGCCGAUCGUCGAGUCCAACUAAACAUAGUCGCCUUCUUCAUCUUCUGCGACCCCUCCUCAGUCAUCCUCACCAAGAACAAAAAGCACAACUCUAUUACCCUCCCGCGCUCUCUGCGCAACGCCAUCUUCUACCAAACCCCAAAACUCACUCAGCUCAUAAGCGAAGGAUGGCUGCAUCUGCUCGUCGGGAGUAUGGAGAGCCAUAUCAGCUACCUUCGUAUCCUGGCAGAUUUUGUUAAGGGGGAUGGGUGGAGUGUUAAAUUGGUGGGCUUUCUGGGUGGUGAUAAAUUGAGUGCUGAGAGUCCGCCGCACUUACCGCCUGGGGAACUGACGGCUUGGGGUCCGGUUGAUGAGUUUCUGAUUAUUAAUGCGAGGAGGCCGGUUGAUUUUUAUACGCCUGGAGCAGAUGAGGCGCCGAGGGAUUUACCGGGUUGUACUGCGUGGGAGAGAGGAGAAAGAUGGGAUGACGAAAAGAAGCUCGGAAUCCCAUGGGUUUGCAAAGCGUUGACAGUUCCAGGGGAACCCUGGAUUAGCUUCCGCGCUUCGGAACGCAGUGCAUCGGACGGUGUCAGCUCGACGGAUAUACGGAGAAUCAUGUGUGAGGUGCCCGGUGAGAGGCUUUACGAGGACUUGAAGGAGCAUGUUCUUGGUUGCGAGCUUCUCGUGGAGUGGCUGGAAAAGUAUCGAGGAAAGAAAGGCGAAGAUGGGCAGCAAGUUGAAUAGCUCAGGGCAGUAGCACUUGGGGGUGUUGGGCAAAUUUCUUUGUUGGUAGCUCAACAACUUUAGUUGAAGAUGAAAUCCAUGCCUGGGUUUAUUUCUUAACGGAAAUUAGAAUCGCA